CCCUGCUCAGGCUGACGCUGGUGCUUAGAGGCUGCUGUGUGCACGCUGGCUGCUGCACGUGUCUCUUGUUUAGUUCGGUAAUGUCCUGAUACAAAGUGUUCAACUAUGGCCAAGAAUAAGAAGAACAACAUGAACGAGUCCGGGAAGCAAGCAGGCAAAGCUGGACAACAGCCAAGGAAGCUGAGAGGAGAGGGUAAAAAUAAGAAGGCUAAACAAGAGGACAAAACCAAGAAGGCUAAACAAGAGGACCACCUCGAACACAUCCCCUUCAAGCUCCGAGAGAUAAUCAAGAGCAAAGACAGGAUGAAAACAGGAUCCAAAAAGUCCAAAAAGCUAAAAGCGGCCAUUUUACACAACAGUAAGCCGGAGGAUGCCCAGGACGGAGACAUCCCUGUCCCACACUUCAAGAGGAAAAAGAAGGAGAGUGUGAAAGCAUACUUGCAGCGAAUGAACAAUGAGGCAAAACACGUCCUCUUCCUCACCAAGAACCAAGUGGACAGAAAGCCGGAGCUGGAUGCAGACAAACAAGAGAAACCUGCAGGCAAGGGCAAGUCUGACAAGAAGAAGGAGCACGAUAAAUUGAGAUUGCAGAAGCUUCAUCAGAAAAAGUUGGACAGACAAGAGACCAAAAUGGAGAAAGAGAUGUUUGUAGACACUGUUCCUUUUGGUGAAGUUUCAAUGGCUCCACCAUCUUUCAGCGCCAAACCCAGGAAAGCUCAGCUCAAACCUCAGAAGGCAGCAAAAGAGCUGCUUCUCAACUCUCUGCUGGGCCACACUGCAGCCUCCACAGCUAAGCCCUCCAUGGCCAGACAGAGGAUCAUGGAGGAGGAGAGGCUGCGAGCAGUGGAGGCCUACCGUCUACUCAAGAAACAGAAACAGCAGCAGCAUGAGGCCAGGACUGCUAAUGUGGAAAAACUCAAGAACCCUCAGUGACUUCUAAUGCCACUAAAGUGAAGGAACGAUUACCGAGCUGCAGUCAUCACCAGUGACUGCAGUGAUGUUCACAAACUGACUUGAUCAUCACCGGCAGACUGUGUGUGUGUUAUGAAAUUUUGGAACUUUUGUGGGGAGCUUUCCACAAAUGUGCUAGCAAUCGGGGAAAGACACAAACAUUUGUAUUCACAAGUCACUGCAUGAGGUAAGUAGCAAACCACAUUCACCUGCUACUUGCGUGUUCAUAAGAGGACAGGACAUUUUCAUGUUUCUCUUGAAGUGCCUUCUGAAACAUGAUCACACACAACUACGGGCAGGUAGCGUUUGAUGACUACUCAUCCCUGUAACUGUGUUGGAUGUUCCGUGGCAAGCAUUUACAUUAUGUAAAUGUUGAAUUUGGGAUGUGAUGGACAUUAAAAUUAGGGUUAUGUCAAGGAAAAGAGAAACCCACCUGUGCUUCCACUAGAUGGCAGUCCUUGUGUAGAAAGUUGGUUUUAUGCUGUUAGUGUGGAGCAGACUGAACAUCCCCAAUAAAACGUAUUGUUAGUGACACAUCGUGCCAUAUUAUACAUGAAACUCUAUUGCUGAUUGAUGUUUUGUUUUUUAACCACAUGUCAGUCUCUAUUCAAUGAGUGUAAAUGACAAUUUACAUACUAAAUGUAAAGAAAUUAGGGGGAAAAAAAAACGUAUUUAUUAGCUGUUGUUGAUUAUCGCACAUGGUCCUCAUCAGAAGACGGUUUUCCAAGUUGUCUCAUUUUUCCUGAUUUUCCCUUUUAAUUAAUAUGAACUUUUUAUUCAUAUUGCCUGAAAAACUGAAGUUGAACGUUCAUUCUUGACUGGAGAUAAUGAGACAGCGACCUGUAUAGCCACCACCUGGCUUGUUUAGUAGCUUUACAGAGUUUUCAGCCACAUGUUCAUCGUCUGAUUGUGUUUUCCUGGCUGAUGUUUUCAAGAUCCCAAAAAAACUUUUACCUCAGCAACAAGAAUAAACAUCUGAAAUUUUGGCAAUUUUAUUUUUUAAAAUGGUCAGAUCAUAUUUCCGUUUGUGCCUCUCGGAGAGCCUGAGUCUUGGGAUAAAUAAAUCACAUUAGCCUUGUUGAAUGCGGAACACUUAUUAGAGCCUGGCACAGCUAUUUACUUUUGUAAUCCCUAAAAGGUUUACCCUCAUGAACAAGGCCUUUGUUACAUAUUGGUCUCUGAGACAAACCGUACCAAUGCAGAUGUGCUGUUUGACAACUUAAUCAUUCAAAGAAGCCUGCAUCUAUAAAACAAACAUUAUGUUGUUAAUGUUUCUGCAAUAGUGAUCAACUGAACGAUAUCAGCAGAUGGUAUUACCUUGUAAUAAUCGUCUGGUCUGCGAGUUCAGUCAUUUCUAUUUAAUCAGCCUGACUGGUAAAACCCUCAGUCUUUUUUUUUUUUCAUCUGUGUUUGUCCUCUGAGGGUUGUCACAGUGACAAGGAAAUGUAUUAAGUGGGAACAGCUGCUGGUGAUUGGGAGAGCUGACUCCCCUGAGCUCAGCACCUCCACCAUUGGUCAUGUAACCACCUGUCUGCAAGACAUCGAUUCAGACUAUAGGGGCAAAGAUGCUGCUUUUGACUUCAGCUCAUGCAAUAGACCAGGAGUUUCUAUGUAUUACACUCAAAAUGUAAUGAGAAAUGCCUUUUCUGCAGAGUGACACCGUACCAGUUGCCCAGUAUGAGAUGAGCAACGCUCUGCUGGGACAGCCUCUGUUUUCUGUCAGUUUAAAGCUAACUGGGUCAGUGAUCUUAAUACUUACCAAGCAAAGAAGCAGGAUUUAUUGGAAAUAAAAAUAAAUGAUGUCUGAAUUCUCUUUUUGUUUAAA
This is a messenger RNA of Stegastes partitus (bicolor damselfish), 2776 nucleotides long. RefSeq names its product coiled-coil domain containing 137 (gene ccdc137). Gene Ontology annotation, cellular component: nucleus. The coding region runs from base 106 to 933 and encodes 275 amino acids. The transcript has 6 exons. The record is from RefSeq and is a predicted model, not a curated record. Lineage: Eukaryota; Metazoa; Chordata; Actinopteri; Pomacentridae.